UGGUCACAUGGGCAGUCGGGCCGCUGCGUCAGUCACAGUCCUGGCUGCGGGAGUCGAGUCGCCGUCGCCGCCAGCGGACGGGGCGGGGAUCUUGGUGCCAGGUCCUCGUCAACCCGCCCCCGCAGCCUCAGACAGCCGUCCCGGGCUGGGCCCGACCGUCAUGGAGCGGGGCGGGACCUCCGCCUGUUCCGUGUGAGGCGCGUCGCUGCCACCGCCGCCUUGGCCUCUCCAGGCCUCCGAAACCCCCGCCGCGGCCCGGAGCCCCUUGCCCUUGGCCGCCUCUCGCCGCCCCCGGUCAGGCUCGAAUGCGCGUCCUGUGAAGGUGCAGGCCCGGCGCCGCCACUGCCGCAGCCAGGAGAUGGUUCGGGCCUAGCGGAGCCGGGACUGGAGCAACAUGAACCGUGAAGACCGGAAUGUGCUGCGUAUGAAAGAACGGGAAAGGCGGAAUCAGGAAAUUCAGCAGGGCGAAGACGCCUUCCCACCUAGCUCUCCUCUCUUUGCUGAGCCAUACAAAGUUACUAGCAAAGAAGAUAAGUUAUCGAGUCGUAUUCAAAGUAUGCUUGGAAACUACGAUGAAAUGAAGGAUUUCAUAGGAGACAGAGCUAUACCAAAACUUGUCGCAAUUCCCAAGCCUACAGUGCCACCAACAGCAGAUGAAAAAUCUAACCCAAAUUUCUUUGAACAGAGACAUGGAGGCUCUCAUCAGAGUAGUAAAUGGACUCCAGUAGGACCUGCACCCAGUACUUCUCAGUCUCAGAAACGGUCCUCAGGCUUACAGAGUGGACAUAGUAGCCAGCGGACCAGUGCAGGUGGAAGUAGCAGCAGUAAUAGUAGUAGCCAGAGACAUGACCGUGACUCAUAUAGCAGUAGUGGGAGUAGUAGUCGGAAAAAAGGCCAGCAUGGAUCAGAAUACUCCAAAACACGUUCUUCUAGCCCUGGAAAGCCCCAGGCUGUUUCUUCAUUAAGUUCCAGUCAUUCCAGGUCUCAUGGGAAUGAUCACCAUAGCAAGGAACAUCAGCGUUCCAAAUCACCUCGGGACCCUGAUGCAAACUGGGAUUCUCCUUCCCGUGUACCUUUUUCAAGUGGGCAGCACUCAAAUCAGUCUUUCCCACCUUCAUUGAUGUCAAAGUCUAGUUCAAUGUUACAGAAGCCCACUGCCUAUGUGCGGCCCAUGGACGGACAGGAGUCCAUGGAACCAAAGCUAUCCUCUGAACACUACAGCAGCCAGUCCCAUGGCAAUAGCAUGACUGAGCUGAAGCCCAGCAGCAAAGCACAUCUUACCAAGCUGAAAAUACCUUCCCAACCACUGGAUGCAUCAGCUUCUGGUGAUGUGAGCUGUGUAGAUGAAAUUCUAAAAGAGAUGACGCAUUCAUGGCCUCCCCCUCUAACGGCUAUUCAUACACCAUGCAAAACAGAACCUUCCAAAUUUCCUUUUCCAACCAAGGAAUCUCAGCAGUCCAAUUUUGGCUCUGGAGAACAAAAAAGAUACAAUCCUUCUAAAACUUCAAAUGGGCACCAGUCUAAAUCUAUGUUAAAAGAUGACUUAAAACUAAGCAGCAGUGAAGACAGUGAUGGGGAACAGGAUUGUGAUAAGACAAUGCCAAGGAGUACACCAGGAAGUAACUCUGAACCUUCACACCAUAAUAGUGAAGGAGCAGAUAACUCCAGGGAUGAUUCUAGUAGCCACAGUGGAUCUGAAAGCAGCUCUGGAUCUGAUUCGGAGAGUGAAAGUAGUUCCAGUGACAGUGAGGCAAAUGAGCCAUCCCAGAGUGCAUCUCCUGAGCCUGAACCACCACCAACAAACAAAUGGCAACUUGAUAAUUGGUUGAAUAAAGUGAACCCACAUAAAGUGUCACCAGCUUCUUCAGUGGAUAGUAACAUCCCAUCAUCUCAAGGCUACAAAAAGGAAGGCCGAGAGCAGGGUACUGGGAAUAGCUACACUGAUCCAGGUGGACCUAAAGAAACAAGUUCCACUACUCCUGGACGAGACUCCAAAACCAUCCAAAAGGGAUCAGAAAGUGGGCGUGGGAGGCAGAAAUCCCCUGCACAGAGUGACAGCACAACACAGAGGAGAACUGUAGGCAAAAAGCAACCCAAAAAGGCUGAGAAGACAGCUGUGGAUGAGCCUCGUGGAGGCCUAAAGAUAGAGAGCGAAACCCCUGUCGAUAUAGCUACCAGCAUGCCCCCCAGCAGACACAAAGCUGCCACCAAAGGCUCAAGGAAACCCAAUAUAAAGAAGGAGUCUAAGUCUUCCCCUCGACCUACAGCAGAGAAAAAGAAAUACAAAUCCACGAGUAAAUCUUCCCAGAAAUCAAGGGAAAUCAUAGAAACUGAUACCUCUUCUUCAGAUUCAGAUGAAAGUGAGAGCCUUCCUCCUUCCUCACAAACUCCUAAGUACCCAGAGAGCAAUAGGACUCCUGUUAAACCCUCCUCAGUGGAGGAAGAAGAUAGCUUUUUCCGGCAACGAAUGUUCUCUCCUAUGGAAGAGAAGGAACUUCUUUCCCCCCUCAGUGAGCCUGAUGAUAGGUAUCCUCUUAUUGUGAAGAUUGACCUGAAUCUCUUGACUAGAAUACCAGGAAAGCCUUACAAAGAAACAGAGCCACCCAAGGGGGAAAAGAAAAAUGUGCCAGAAAAGCACACAAGAGAAGCUCAGAAACAAGCCUCAGAAAAAGUUUCCAACAAAGGCAAGAGGAAGCAUAAGGUUUGUAAAGGGUUUUCAUUGUUAUUUUGUUUUGAAACACCUGAAUCUGAAAUCCUAUGGAAAUCUGAAGCAUUUCUUUGGUUUGGCAGGUCAUCUAAGCAGAGUACUACAAAAGAAAAGGAUUUGUUACCUUCUCCUGCUGGGCCUGUUCCUUCAAAAGAUCCCAAAACAGAACACAGCUCUCGGAAGAGAACUAUUAGUCAGUCUUCUUCCUUAAAGUCAAGCAAUAACAGCAACAAGGAGAAUAGUGGCAGCAGCAAAAACAGUUCCUCCACAUCCAAGCAGAAGAAGACUGAAGGGAAGACUUCUAGUAGUUCUAAGGAGGUUAAGGAAAAGGCUCCAAAUAGCUCCUCUAACUGUCCUCCAUCUGCACCGACUCUUGAUUCUUCUAAGCCUCGACGAACAAAGCUUACCUUUGAUGAUAGGAAUUAUUCAGCAGACCAUUACUUACAAGAAGCAAAGAAGCUAAAGCACAAUGCAGACGCAUUGUCUGAUAGGUUUGAGAAAGCUGUAUACUAUCUUGAUGCUGUGGUAUCUUUCAUUGAAUGUGGGAAUGCAUUAGAGAAAAGUGCUCAGGAAUCCAAAUCCCCAUUCCUUAUGUAUUCAGAGACAGUGGACCUCAUCAAAUACACAAUGAAGCUAAAGAAUUACUUGGCACCAGAUGCUACAGCUGCAGAUAAAAGACUCACAGUACUUUGCCUGCGAUGCCAGUCUUUGCUAUACCUGAGGCUGUUCAAACUGAAGAAGGAAAAUGCUUUGAAGUACUCAAAGACACUGACGGAGCACCUGAAGAAUUCUUACAAUAAUUCUCAAGCACCAUCACCUGGCUUGGGAAGCAAAGCUGUUGGGAUGCCUUCUCCUGUUUCUCCAAAGCUUUCACCAGGCAAUUCAGGAAAUCAUUCUUCUGGAGCCACUAGUGCUUCAGCAAGUGGUUCUUCAGUAACCAUUCCACAGAGGAUCCACCACAUGGCAGCCAGCUAUGUUCAAGUUACAUCCAACUUCCUCUAUGCCACCGAAAUUUGGGACCAAGCUGAACAGCUUUCCAAAGAGCAAAAAGAAUUCUUUGCUGAACUGGAUAAAGUAAUGGGUCCUCUCAUCUUUAAUGCAAGCAUCAUGACAGAUCUAGUUCGUUAUACCCGGCAGGGACUGCACUGGCUUCGCCAGGAUGCCAAGUUGAUAUCUUGAACUGAACACAUUCUCGUUGCCUCUGAUUUUCUCCACAACACUGUGUCACAUCACAAAGGAAAACUGCCAUACCACGCCACCUAGUCGACACUAAGAAUAAGGAAUGGUUUUCUCCUCCUUGGUUCAUGUGUUGUUUUUAUAACCCAACACCGUCAUGUCAAUUGGCCCCUUUAAUAUUCCCAAUGUGAAAAAUUAUUUAAAAGCUUUUAAAUCUGCAGCACAUUGAUAAGAUGGUUUCAGUGAUCUCUAAUAAGAUUGAAUUCCAGUUGCAAUUCAUAACUAAUCAGUUGAAAUUCUAUUUAUUUUAAUUUUUAAAGUUCCCAGAUUGGGGCUAGUUUAAAACUUAGUUGUUUCUGUCUGUAAAUUUACUUUGUUGAAUAUUUAGCAUAAAUUUAAUGUAGACAUUUUUAUUUAUAUACUUUGGGAGGUUUGUUACCUAAUAAUGUCUUUAUGGUAGCUCUUCUAAGAGUAAGAAUUGGUUCACCUAAAAUAAGGACAUCUUUCUAUACCUACUACCUGAUGUUAUUAUUUGAAAUCUUAACUACAGUUUUCUUAUUGUAGACUUUAUGGUAUUAAGGAUAUUCUUCUACAUAUGAAAAAUCACUUAUAUAUGUGAGAAGAUGGCAUUCUACGUGGAUGUAAGAUGAAAUGUGUCUGAUUUGGUAUGCAUUAUUUCAUAAACUGUGAAUGUGUGUUAAUAACACUACAGCAAUCACAAGGUGACUAUUCCUUGCAUUUAAUGCAUUACAAAAGAGGGCAGGCAAACUUUGUAGAAGAUGCAUAUCAUGUUGAAGUUUCAUAAAAGGACAAUCUUGAACUUUGUGGAUUUUAUUAAAACCAUGUUUUGUUUUUAAGAGAUGGGAUCUCGCUGUGUUGCCCAGGCUGA
Messenger RNA from Otolemur garnettii (small-eared galago), 4772 nucleotides. RefSeq names its product AF4/FMR2 family member 4 (gene AFF4). Gene Ontology annotation, biological process: regulation of gene expression. Lineage: Eukaryota; Metazoa; Chordata; Mammalia; Primates; Galagidae. The coding region runs from base 395 to 3886 and encodes 1163 amino acids. The transcript has 20 exons. The record is from RefSeq and is a predicted model, not a curated record. Gene Ontology annotation, cellular component: super elongation complex; nucleus.